UUUCUGCUAACAGACAGACUGAAACGGACCGGUCAAAACAGCUUUGGACUUCAGGAAAAGAUUAUUCCAACGAGCAGAAUUUUUCUUUCUUUUUGGAGAAGCUACAACAAUACAUUCUGAAACAAUGUAUCGGUUCCUUUCCAUGACUGUGAUUUCACUGCUAGUUAUUUUGGGGCCCCAUGUCAGCAUCCAGUCUUCAUCGGGACGUCUCGAGCGGAGCAUCAGCAGGUCAUACAUAUCAGUGCUGACAGUGCCCAACGGAAUGCACUGGGGGACUUGGGGAUGGCAGCAAAUGUGUCCAACCGGAACAUAUGCUGCAGGGUUUAGCCUCAAGGUGGAAAGAAAGCUGGGCGAUGGAGACGACACCGCACUCAAUGGAAUUCGUCUUCACUGCAUUGACCCGUCCAGAGACUCCGCAUAUAGUCAUGAGCACUACUCAACUGUACAGUCAGAAGUAGGAAGCUGGGGAACAUGGACAAAUAUAAACUGGUGCUCAUCUGGAUUCUUGAAAACUUUUCAGUUGAGAGUAGAAUCGGCCCAAGGAUGGGUGAGGGAUGAUACAGCCGCAAACAAUAUCAGAUUCACAUGCAGUGACAGCGGGGAAGUACUGAAUGGGAGCGGCCAGGAUUGGGGCGACUGGGGCGACUGGAGCUACACAUGUCGAGGAAAAGGAAUCUGCGGCAUCAAGACGAGAAUUGAGUUGCCACAGGGCAGCGGAGAUGAUACGUCCCUCAAUGACGUGAUGAUGUACUGCUGCGACUAAAAAUUACAUUCUGUUAAUGAAUGAUGUGAAAUUACAUCUACGAAAAAUACCAUUGAUCUACAGUUUAAUUUGAGUUACAUUGUGUAGUUUCUGUGCCACCCGAAUGGAAUUGCAAAAAUAAAAGUUGUUUUUAAACACCUUCUGUCUGCCAUGGUUCAUCCAAACAGGU
Xyrauchen texanus (razorback sucker) is the source of this 932-nucleotide messenger RNA. RefSeq names its product vitelline membrane outer layer protein 1-like. Bases 125 to 763 code for a protein of 212 amino acids. The record is from RefSeq and is a predicted model, not a curated record. NCBI's taxonomy places the organism in Eukaryota, Metazoa, Chordata, Actinopteri, Cypriniformes, Catostomidae. The transcript has 4 exons.